Messenger RNA from Chionomys nivalis (European snow vole), 5408 nucleotides. It is a transcript of the gene Znf354c, whose product is annotated as zinc finger protein 354C. Gene Ontology annotation, molecular function: DNA-binding transcription repressor activity, RNA polymerase II-specific. NCBI's taxonomy places the organism in Eukaryota, Metazoa, Chordata, Mammalia, Rodentia, Cricetidae. Bases 186 to 1865 code for a protein of 559 amino acids. Gene Ontology annotation, biological process: negative regulation of transcription by RNA polymerase II. The transcript is spliced from 5 exons. The record is from RefSeq and is a predicted model, not a curated record.
GUGGCGGGGCAGCUCGCGGCGUUUUGGGGGGCGCUCCUAGCCGAGGUGAUCCUGACUACAAGGAGUGCGCGUCUGGGGCAGACAUCCUCGAGACCGCUCGUGCUGAGGGCGGCUGGGGCGAGCGCCGACGUCCGCAUACUUUGUCAGCACUCAGCUCUCCUUUGGCAGGAAAACUAAGAAAGGAAAUGGCUGUGGAUUUGCUGGCUGCUCGAGGGACGGAGCCUGUGACAUUCAGGGAUGUGGCCGUGUUCUUCAGCCAGGAUGAGUGGUUGCAUCUGGACUCUGCACAGAGAACCUUGUACCGGGAGGUGAUGCUGGAGAACUACAGCAACCUGGCCUCCCUGGGGAUCCAGCUUUCAAUACCUUGGGUGAUUGGCAAACUGCAGAAAGGACAAGAUCCCUGCAUUGCCAGAAAAGAUCGCAAAGACACCUGCCGAGAUUUCCAGAUUUGGCCAGAGUUAGAAACAUUGCUUCCCAAACAAGAUAUUUUUAUUGAAGAAGCAUCUCGUGGACUAAUAAACCAUGAAUCCACUGAGGGUGCUCACUGGAAAACCAACUUUGGAAAAGUUGUGAAAUCUGAGAGCCUAACAACACAGGAGCAAGAAAAGAAAGUUCAUGAGCAGGGGGCAGCAUCACCCAAGGAAACUGUCAGUGAAGAUGGAAAUCCCACAGACUCUGAGCUUGGGAAACCCUUGCUUACAGAUAAAGCGCUUGUCUCACAAGAGAGUGAUCCGCUAGAAAGGGAACCUGAUAUGUAUCACACUUUGGAGAAGGAUUUACCACAGGAUUUUGAUUUAAUGAGAAGCUUCCAGGUUUACCCAGGACAAAAACCUUAUGCCUGCAAUGAAUGUGGGAAGAGGUUUACCCAAAGUCUCCAUCUUCUUGAGCACAAGAGGCUUCACACUGGGGAGAAACCUUACAAGUGCAGUGAGUGUGGGAAAAACUUCAGCCAUAGAUCUUCCCUCCUGGCUCACCAGCGAACCCACACUGGAGAGAAGCCAUACAAGUGUAGUGAGUGUGAGAAAGCAUUUGGCAGCAGUUCCACACUCAUUAAACACUUGAGGGUGCACACUGGAGAGAAACCUUACCGUUGCCGGGAAUGUGGGAAGGCCUUCAGCCAGUGUUCAACCCUCACUGUGCACCAGAGGAUUCACACCGGGGAGAAGCUCUACAAAUGUGCCGAGUGUGACAAGGCCUUUAAUUGCAGAGCAAAGCUUCACAGACAUCAGAGAAUCCACACAGGGGAGAAACCCUAUAAAUGUGCUGAGUGUGGGAAAGGCUACAGUCAGUUCCCAUCCCUAGCUGAACAUCAGAGACUCCAUACUGGAGAAGAGCUUUGCCAGUGCUUACAGUGUGGGAGAACCUUUACACGUGUCUCCACCCUUAUUGAACAUCAGAGAAUUCAUACUGGUCAGAAACCAUAUCAGUGCAAUGAAUGUGGGAAGACCUUCAACCAGUAUUCAUCCUUCAAUGAACAUCGCAAGAUCCAUACCGGGGAGAAGCUGUACACAUGUGAAGAAUGCGGGAAAGCCUUUGGCUGUAAAUCCAACCUUUAUCGACAUCAGAGGAUCCAUACUGGAGAGAAGCCCUAUCAGUGUAAUCAGUGUGGAAAGGCCUUCAGCCAGUAUUCAUUCCUCACUGAACACGAGCGGAUCCAUACUGGAGAGAAGCUCUACAAGUGUAUGGAAUGUGGGAAAGCCUACAGUUAUAGGUCAAACCUCUGUAGACACAAAAAAGUCCACCUGAAGGAAAGGCUCUACAAAUGGAAGGAGUACGGGACACCUUUCAUCUAUGGCUCGUCCCUCACUCCAUAUCAGAAAUUUCUGAGAGGAGACAAACCUGAGAACUUUAAUUCAUCCCUCUAAUCCAAGACAGCAACCAGAAGAGUAGUAACUAGAGUACAAAUCAAAAUGGAUUUCAUCUUUUUUACUUCUACAACAAAUAGUUACUACUAAGUCAUGGAUAGUUGAACAGUAAAAAUACAAAGGAUGCUGAUGUCAACCAUUUAAGAACUACUACAAAAAGAUUUUUUAAAUCUGUCAUUUUUUUAAAUUCAUACAAAAAGUUUGAAAAGCCUCAUUUAAAAAACAAGACACAUGAGUAAGUUGCUUAUGUAUAAGCAUUGUUUCAUGAGAUAGUCAUCUCUUUUUAAGAACUUCCAUGCAUGAAUUUUCUUUUCAAGAUAGUCUCUGAAAUAGUUGGUAAUGCGAAGAAUUACGGGGUCUCAGUCCCUAAAGUGAUGAGCUGGUAUAGGGAGACCUCCUUUUCAUAAAGAACCACUACGGAGGAAAAGAAUAAUUGUUGUGUAUCAACAAGGAAGCUUUUAUGAAGUGCCCCUUAUACAACAUAUGUGUGUAUUGUAUGUAUGCAUAUAUAUUCAUAUAUACACACACAUGACUUUUAUGUAUAUAUGGUCAUGUCACUUAACUGGGGGUACAGUUUGAAAGUGCUUCAUAGGCAGUUCCAUGUUAAUAGGAACAUCAUUGCACUUGAACAAUCCUAGAUGGUCUGGGUCAGCCAAUCAGUGUGCUCUCUUAAGGUGAUAAGCAUACCAUACUUUUAAAAGAUUGUUUUUUUGAGAUUAUAAUUUAAUUACAAUGUUUCUCCUUUCCCUUUCUCCCUCCAGACCCUCAUAAUUCCUCCCUAUUCUCCUUCAAAUUUAUGGCCUUUUUUUUUUUUUUUACUAAUUGUUAUGCAUGCAUGUAUCCAUACUUUUUAUAGUAAUUUUCUAUUGGUUUGCUUGUUUAUUUUAGAUAGGGUCUCACUAUGUAGCCUAGGAUGGCCUUGAGCUCAUUAUGUAGCCCAGAUGGGCUUUGAAUUUGCAGUUUUACUGCCUCAUCCUCCCACAUCCUGGGAUUACAGUCAUGAGCCAUCAUGCUUAGUGUAAAUGUUGUUAGUGGAAUGUAUAUAAAAGUAUAGUAUAGCACAGGAGUAAACUAGUAAUGUAGUUUGUCACCAUCAUCAUGUGUCAUGUACUGUACAUAGUUGUAUGUGCUGCAAUGUCAUCUGGCUGCCAGCACAGCAGGUUUGUUUGCACAAGUGAGAAUUGCAUUGUGCCUAAGGUAUUAUAAUGGUUAUAAGGUCAUGGCAGCUCUGAUGUCAUUAGGCAAGUGGGAAUUUUCCAGGCCAGUUAUAGUCUGAUGAGACCACUGUGAUAUAUGUUGUCUAUCAUUGAUCAAAGCAUCAUCAUAGGCAAAUAGCCACAUGUAUAUACUCACAUAUACAUGUGUUCAUGUGUAUGCUAAUGUAUAUACAUAUACACACAAAGAGUUUAGGAAUUUUUUUCUCCAUAGUCCGUAAUGAUUAAAGAUAGUCAGUUUACUAAUUUAGAAUUUACUUUUUCAAAUUAAAUGUUUCUUCCAAGGAGAACUUUCUUCUGUUCUCCUGAAUUUGUAGUGGAUCUGGUUCUGUAUAGCUGAAUAGAGGCUUAGUACUAUAGAAGUUGGCCUGAGCAGACACAGGCGGGAAGACUUGUCAUCCAAACAGUAUGUUAUGUGUUGUAGAGGCCAAUGUUGACAGAGUCUCUUGCUAUGAAUCUGUUAGCACUUUAGGACCAGGAGGGAUUUUAAUUUAUAGCCUUUCAAGAACCGAGGUCUUCAGCUCUGAUAAUCUAUGAUAGUUACAGGUUCAUUUCUAUCCUCAAGGCUCAAGAAGACUGUUUUGUAACCUGUUCAAAUGUUAUUGCUAGUGAUGUAUCAUUUAUCUUUAGAGUUUCCUCUAGCUUUGGUCUUAGUAGUGGAGUUGAGAACAUACCUCCUUUUCUUCUGUCUCUGUUUAUACCUGCUUCUAUAAUAACUACUUAACUUCUGAAAGCAAACGAAGGUCCUGAUGGAGGUAUUGCUUCGGUAUGCUUCUGUGUGAGGCUAUCUUUAUUAUACAAUUUCUAAUACUUUUUUCUUUGUAGUGCUGACGACUGAAUCCAGGGCCUUAUACAUACUCAGAAGGUGCUCUACCACUGAGUUAUAUCUCCAGCCCUUAGGAUUUAAGUAUAAAGUUAUAGAUGAAUAUUUUAUGUUAAACUAUCUACUCAUCACUUUUAAUAUUUUAUAUCUCCCCUAGUCCUAGUUCCUUACUGCAUUGGUUUGUCAUUUUAGAAAUUGCCUAAGAGCAUUAAUUAGACCCUCUGUCUGAGGAAAGAAUUAGAAUGAAGCAGGCAUUCAGCAUAUGUUUCUUGAUUGACUUCUUUUGGCUCAUCAGAGUAGUUUUAUGUCUUUAAGUGUGUUUGUAAGAAAAAUAAGGCUCCAGAUGAACCUUGGAAUUUCUUCCAUCCCUAGUGGCCAUGAGCAUGCUCAGUGCCCACUUUUUGGUUUGCAAAUGCCAUUCACCAUCAAAAGGAUUCAAGACUCCUUGAAGAAAUGGCUGGUUGCAUGUUUGGUACAGGGGGAAUAUAAAUGCACCUACAGUAUAUCCUUAUGAUAAAGCAUCAUUUUAGAAUUACUGACUUGAAGAUGCAUCCUUUGGUCAAACUUAGGAUACUUCAAACAUCAAAAAAGAAAAAAAAACAGAAUUGGAUGUAAUAUUUUCAAAAGGCUACGGGGAAAAAACUUCAUAAAAUUAUUUGAGGAAAGCCAUCUUUUAACUAUAUACAAAACCAAUAAGCUUAGAAAAAUCAUUUAACAACUGUUAUUGUCAUUAAAUCUGGCAAAAAAAUGAUUGAUUGUAAAACCUACCUACUACAAGAAAAAAAUUUAAGGAACAUUGCAUAACCGCAAAAGAAGACAGCUGUGCAGAUCCUUUAUUGAGCUAUGCAGAAGAAGCACCUGCUUUCAUAUUGAGCUCUGGUAGGCAGAGUUCCCCUUCAUGUGGGAAGCAACCAUUGUGGCUUCUGCCAAGGCUGUAGAAGCACACUAUUAUUUGUGAUACACUGCUAAAACCAGUUAGCAGAAAUCUACAGAAAUCUCUUUAUCUACACUUACCUUCCUGUUUACAGAGAAUUGAGAGUAACAAGUUAGAGUAUACAGUCAUAGAAUUAGAGUUUGAGACAUUGGAAAUGACCAUUGAGCUGCUCUUUUCAAAUAGCCAGUCUGUUAGAACAAAAGUGGGCUUUUUUCCCCAAGGCUCCCGAGACAGCCACAUGCAAAGUGUGAUCCUUUAUUGAGAAAUGUAGUCAGGAAAAAACUGUAAAAGACAUUUGGGGGAUGUUUAGGAAAAUACAAAGAUGAGAAUAGGUAUUAGAUAAUGUCGUAUGCUUAUUUUCUUAGAAUAGGAAAGAUUUUGAGUUUAUAUUUCCCUAUCAUGCAUGCAAAAGUUUUAAGUUGACAGGUCAUCCUGUCUGCGGGAUAUUUUAAAUUGAAAUUGUAGAAUUGAUCAAUGAUUGUUGAAUCUUCGUGGUGGAUAUAGAGUUUCUUAUUGGUCACCCUUUAAACUUGUCUGUAUGUGUGCUUAAAUUUAAUAAAAAUUGAGGCAAA